AUGGCUUCCUGGCGCGAUGAUUAUAUAAAAGCUUUACGAGAUCGCGAUGAGCGCGAACAAACCAGCUACCAGCGCUUUGAUCCUUCUUUCAUAGACGCUUAUACUCAGCUGCUCGACAAAGUCUCUGCUCAAACUGCAGCUGCAGCUGUUAACGACACCUCAUCUACCUCCGCCAAACCCUCAUCCCUCUCUUCUUCCGCCACAUCUCAAAAAGCAAUCUCCAAAAAUGCAAUCCAAACUCAAUCUUUAACCUCUUCCGAGGUCCUUCAGCUCCGCGCUUCCUUAUCCGAAGCACUCCGUUCCUCUUCGCACUUCCAAUCACGUUUGAAGAUCACCGAAACUUCACUUCAGGCUUUGCGCACCAAAAGUGCUUCAGUGUCCAAACAGUUAGAAACUUUAACUCGAGAACGAAGCAUUCUGGAGAGGAAGAUUAGGGAUCGAGAUGAGGAGUUGCGAGCUAAGACUAAGGGGUUUCAUGAUGUGCAAGAUGAGAUGAUAUCUCUGAAUUUGCAGCUCAAUAUAGCAGAGCAGAAUGAGAAAAGAGCAAAAGCGGAGAAUAAAGAGUUGAUUGACAGGUGGAUGGCUCAAAAAGGAAAGGAGGCAGAUGAAAUGAACAAAAAGUUUGGGACCUGA
Messenger RNA from Botrytis byssoidea, 633 nucleotides. RefSeq lists its product as uncharacterized. The transcript has 2 exons. NCBI's taxonomy places the organism in Eukaryota, Fungi, Ascomycota, Leotiomycetes, Helotiales, Sclerotiniaceae. The record is from RefSeq and is a predicted model, not a curated record. The coding region runs from base 1 to 633 and encodes 210 amino acids.